Molecule: messenger RNA, 683 nt
Organism: Cydia fagiglandana
Lineage: Eukaryota; Metazoa; Arthropoda; Insecta; Lepidoptera; Tortricidae
Gene: CSN8
Product: COP9 signalosome complex subunit 8
Exons: 5
Coding region: 39-596 (185 amino acids)
Biological process (GO): COP9 signalosome assembly; protein deneddylation
Cellular component (GO): COP9 signalosome
Source: RefSeq, a predicted model, not a curated record
UCGUUUAAGAAUUCUGUUCUGACAAGAUAGUUUUAAGAAUGAUAUCUAAUUUUGAUAAACUUUGCGUGGAUUUGGAAAAACAGGAAUUAGAAGCACCCACUGGAGUGGCUUCAGCUUCUACGUAUGCUCAGCUGUUAGUCAUUUACUUGUAUCAGAAUGAUCUAUGUAAUGCAAAGUUUUUGUGGAAAAGAAUUCCACAAAGCAUCACGAGUAGUAAUCCCGAGAUAAAUGCUAUCUGGGCGGUUGGACAGAAACUGUGGAAGAAGGAUCUUGCCGGAACAUACCAAGCUCUAGCUAGCUACAAUUGGACUGAACCUGUAGCUAAUAUUAUAAGAGCACUUGAAGAGAGAGUCCGCGAGCGAGCAUUCUUCCUAAUUGGACGCUCCUACAACUCCAUAUCCUUGGACACCGUGGUAUCCAUGACCGGGCUGAGCCGGGACGCGGUGCUGCACGCCUGCGCCGAGCGUAAGUGGACGCUGCGCGAGGACGGCGUCACAGUCGACCCCACGCCCCCCGCCCAGCCCGCCCCGCUACACACCUCCAGCGAAGACCAACUCUUCAAACUCACCGAGUUUGUGUCGUUCUUAGAAAAUUAAGUAAGUGCUUUUAUAUCUUAAGUUCAGUGAGAUGACAACUUAAUAUUGGUAUAUUUAAAUAAGUUUCGUAAUAAAUGAUAUUAUAAA